AAUGCAAGCUGCGAAAUAGUGUGAUGUGAUGCUGAACUUGAGCAGUAUCGAGCUUGAGCAGGCCUUAAAAAUGCUUCACAUCAGGCCCGGUGUGUCAAGUAAGUGUUCAUAAAUAAUGUCUCCUUGUGUUUUGACUGCCAAGCUGCAAAGCACUGGGACAUAUCCAGUCUCAUGAGCUGAGCCGCAAGUUCAAAAACAGCACCACAGUGAAGAGCUGGGUGAGGCGAGUAGCAGGGGUUUGCCACAGAGACAAGAUGUAAACAUUACAACAUAUCUCACUCGGUGGCAGCAAAACAAGGAGGGGCUGGAGGUAGAGCAGGAUGACAGCCAUAAUAACCCGCUUAACCACAUCCCGGUAAACACGCACUGCAAACCUCCACAAAACAACAUCCAGGCAGCGAUCAGAAAGAGGAGCAGAGCUGUUACCUGAUUGUUAAUAUGCAAACAUAAGAUCACUGAUAUCUCCCCCGUGGUGUUCACAUCUCGUCAGGCUAAGUGCGGCAUCCCACGGUCAGCUGUUCCCGUGUGGAACAUUCCGUGGGUUUCACCACUGCUGCGAAAAAGGUGCGGAACAUCACACCGUCGUAAUACCACGACCCUCUGUCUGGAUACUGUGUGGGCUUGGGGCUUUGCGACCCCGUUGCUACUCCUCUAAUCACCGCCUUUUCGCUGUAGGAGUCGGUAAUCCGGCCUACGGGUGUUUAGAGUUUCUGCGGUUCCCCGUUACACCCCCCUGUCUCUUAUUUCCAGAGCUGAGAGCCGGCGCCAGGCUGCCAUUUUUACCGUAAUACACAGACCAGAGCAGCUCAGUGUUGCUGGAAAACUCGCUGAUUAAAAAGCGUUCAUUUGUACCCACGGGGAGAAGCUUACUAAGACCCUUUAUUACUAAGUAAGCCUUAAUAGCGUAACAUAUGUUGUUACUAUCAAUUACAAUUGUGCGAUAAAUGUAGCUGUAUGUUUUGACAACAUCACAGUUUCCAUUCAGGGCACAAGAAGACCCACCCCUUCCCGUGAGUGGACUGAAGUGGGAGGAGAGCGACUAGUGCCCAGCAGUUCAUGUUGUUGUUCCUCCAUUAAUGUAAAAUUCACAAGCAAAGCUGGAUCUAAAACUCAACGAAUCAUGUGACGGUUAUAACUGGGAGCAACAAGAGCCAAAGGUCUCAUCCAGGCAUCAGUAAAAGAGAAGUUUCCCUAUGAACGUCUUCUGUCAUGGAGGGGAUCCUAGGAAGUAUUCUGCUGUUGAGCCUUAUCAGCUUAACAUAUGCUAAUACCAGUCCUACAAUCCAGGAGACGACUUACCAUUUGUGUGAAGACAUCCCGCCAGGUGGCGAAGCGUUUAUUAUACAUGCAACAGACGCGGAAGAUGAUGUCCUGACUUAUUCACUCAUUGGGCCCAAUGCUAGAUACUUCAGCGUCGGCAAACACGAUGGGACUGUAACAGUCGCAAAUCCGCUAAAUAUCCCGGAUUCUUUCCAAAUGCGUCUUGGAGUUGAGGUCUCUGAUGGUCCAAAUACUACACCAAAAGAGUUAAUUCUAAUAUUUAAAGAGGCCAACAACAACCCACCAAUAUUCCAGGAGGGGUCAUAUGAUAAAGUGAUUGCAGAAAAUACCGCUGUAGGCGCAACUUUGUUUAAGGUGAAGGCCGUUGAUGAAGAUACUGGAACUGCUGGUGUUAUUAAUUACAGCAUCGAUCAAGUUACUCCAAAUGAAGGAUCAAGUGUGUUCAGCAUCGAUGCAGCUGGUAACGUCAAAUUAGCAGAAAGUCUGAAUUAUGCUUCACUAAGCAGUUUCUACCGUCUUAGGAUCAAUGCAACAGAUGGUGGGGGCAAGUGUCAUUAUGCCCAAAUAAACUAUUUCUCCAGUGUUGUUUAUUCCUUCAUUACGGUGGAGGACGUCGCAGAUCUCGACCCUAAGUUCCUCGGUGUUCCCUAUCUAGGGAGAGUUGAGGAGAACUCUCUGGUGGACAAAUUUGUGUUUAAAGUGAUCGCCUUAGACCAAGACAUUGGAAUUAAUGAUGUGAUCAACUACAGCAUUGAAAAUUCGACAGCAGCUGGCCUGUUUAAAAUCUCAAAAGACGAGGGCAUCAUUUCUGUGAUGUCACCAAUUGACAGAGAACUUGUUGGGGAUACUGUUACCCUGACUGUAAAGGCCACCGAGUCUAAUCCAAACAUCCAUGGGACACUAGCCAGCACCACAGCAGAUGUACUGAUCAGCAUCAUUGACGUCAAUGACAACGAGCCUGCGUUUUAUAAAUGUGACGGCUCAAGAGACUCCUGUGUACCAGCAAGCCACUUCACAGGAGAGGUCCUUGAACACGCACUGGGGGCCAUAUCCAUCAACAUGACGGUCAAAGACCCCGAUAAGAUUUCUCGCACUAAACUAAUUCUGGAGGGAAAUGACAAGGACGUGUUCUCUGUGGAACCUCAAUUUACGUCGUCAGAUAGUAUCGUUCAGCUGCUGGUCAAGCAGCCCAAACUGCUGGACUUUGAAGAGAUACAGCAAAUAGUUCUGCAGGUGGUUGCCAUAGAUGAAGAUAAACCAACCUUCAGCACCACUGCUACAGUUACUAUUUCCAUCAAGGACGCCAAUGACAACAGCCCCACGUUCCCACAUGACACAUAUAAGCUGAAUGUGUCUGAGCACUCUCCUGAUGGGACGAUAGUGGCCAAGAUCACUGCAGAGGAUCCUGACACAAUGGACCAGGGCAACAUCACCUACAGACUUCUUCCAGAAAGCAUACGACUGUACUUUGACGUGAAGCCACAAACGGGCUCAAUUUAUGUGAAAAACAUGACUCUGUUGGAUCGAGAGGUCCGAUCUCUGUAUUCAGCGACUCUGGAGGCCAUAGACACAGGCGGGAAGCCCGGCAACACAGUGCUGGAGAUCACUGUGACCGAUAUCAAUGACCAGAAGCCAGUCUUCAACAGAGAAUCCUACCUGGCGUUUGUGGAGGAGGGGGGAAAGCUUGAAGUUAAGAUCGAGGCGACUGAUGCCGAUGACUCUGAUACAGAAAACAGCCAAAUCGUGUAUGGAAUUAUGCAGAGCAGGUUCAGUGACAACUUCACCAUCAACCCAAACACUGGCGUGUUGACAAACAGAGGCGAGCUGGAUCGAGAGGACCUGGACCCGAAGCUGAAUGGGAGGAUCGAACUCAACGUAACUGCUACUGACAAAGGAACUCCCCCAUUGUCCUCUGUGGUCCCAGUUAUCAUCAAUGUAGAGGAUAUCAAUGAUAAUGUUCCGCUGUUUGAGGCCUCGUCUUAUAAUUUCUCUGUUAAAGAAGGAGAAAGAGGUGCAUACGUGGGCUCUGUCUAUGCUGAGGAUUUGGACCAAACGACAGACUUCAAUCGCAUUUCUUUCAGCAUAAUCGAAGGAAGCUUCGGCAGCUUCAUCAUUCGCACCUUUGCAGACGAGAGGGGCUACAGGGGGAACAUCACUGUGGACCCGGACAUUGAAUUGGACUACGAGAGCACCCGGAAGCAAUUCAGACUGAGGGUCGAGGCAAUAGAUCUUGAGCAAAAGACAGCUGUGACGACGGUGGAGGUGUACGUGCUGGACGUGAACGACGAGAGGCCUGAGUUCACGCCGACGGGGCCUGUGACGGUGAAGGAGAACACCACUGUCAGUGGAGCCAUUGGGAGUUUCACUGGCCAGGACAAAGACGGAAAUCACUCACUGGUUUAUGAACUGGAAUCCAUCAAAUGCAGAUGCAACGGCUCUCUGAUACCCUGCAACUGGUUUAUCCUCGAUCCAACGGGGGAAGUGAGACUGAACCUGUCGUACACAGUGGACUAUGAACAGUGUGACCAGGCGGUGAUCGAGGCCCUGGUGGUGGACGAGUUCACAGAGAAGGGGGAAAACAACAGUGUUACAACAGGAGAGCUGGUGAUCAACAUCGUAGACAUCAACGACAACGCUCCUGAAUUCAUUCCCUCAGAUUCUGUAUUUGUUGUGGUGUCUGAAAGUGCCAGUAAAGGGACGUCAGUUGCAGGAGUCACUGCUAUAGAUGGUGACUCUGGAGUUAACAGGCAGAUUGACUUUAAAGUAACAGCAGUCCAGUUCGAAGACACCAACAAUCUCACAACUAACAUGAGAUUGCUGUUUGAGGCCGUCACCACACAGCAGAAGGAUAUUUAUGUUGGGAUUAUUCAAACUACUGAGGGACUGGAAAUGUCACUGAAGGGGAAAUAUUUAGUAACGGUGACUGCAACUGAUACUGGUGGCAUGUCCAGCAACACCGUACUGGAGAUUUUCUCAGUUGAUGAAUCGUAUAAAGUCGAACUUCAGUUUACAAGAACCGUAGAGCAAGUUGAACAGGAUCGCGAUAAAAUCAUCAGGUCUCUCACUACUGCCACCAAUGCUGCUGUUGAAGUUGUCUUAAUCAGGCCUGAAACUGAAGACACAUCCAGAGCUUCACCUAUCACUGUGAUGGUGGCGUAUUUCGUCUACUCCAACGGGACAGCUCUCACCUCCAAUGAAGUGGAGAGGAUGGUCUCUGGUCCUGAGCAUUAUCCUGUACUGGCUGACCUUGGCCUCAGAUACAUUGGGCAGCCUCCUACGACCGUAGUAGCAGUAGAUACUGUGAAGUACGUUCUGUUCGGGAUGGUGGGAGGCCUCAUCAUCGUGCUGGGGAUCCUCACCACCUCUCUCAUGUGCACCCGCAGAAACUACGGGAGGAAGCUGAAGGCCGCUAAAGCUAUGAAUUCUGCGUCCAUGAUGACGUCUGACAACCAGAAGGGUGGCGCUGUGGUGCCUGGAACCAACAAGUACACCAUGGAGGGAGCCAAUCCAGUUCUCAACCUCCACAUGGUCCUGGACUUGGACGAGGAGAGCUCAGAUGUGGACAAAGUCAGUCUCAAUUCCCUCGACCUCACUGAAGACAUGGGCCUUCCUGGAAAUCAUAUAAAAACAAACAUGCUGAUGAUCGAGGAGGAAGAGGAGGAGGAGGAGGAGUACAGCGGACCACCAGAGUACAUUGAGCCUCUGGGUGCAGCGCUGGCCCAGCGGGGCCAGAAGAGAGACCAACCUCAUGUGGGUUACAGUAACCCGGUCUUCAGCACCACAGAUCUGUGAUGGAGAGAAUGAAGAGAGAGGCACCAAGCUCAGGCUUCAGAUGGACACAUGUUGCUUCUCUGACUAGAUCGACCAAAUAACUAAUCAAACAAAUAGAGCCUCGUCUUGUGCCUGGCCAAACAGAAAUUUCCUUGCUGGUUGUCGUUUUCCUAUCUUGCGCCGCGUUUAAAUAGUAAAUGCAAUUGCACCAUGUUGUUAGAUCUUUGAAAUAGAGCAUUUAGUUUUGCAUUAAGAGCUUAUCUUUAUAUGAUUUUGUGUUCUGACCAAUAAGGGAAAUCAUGUCUCACUAUGGAAACAAUACAAUGGACACCAUUUUACUAUCCUAUACUCUACUCUCUUUUUUCCUAAACAAUAUUGAGUAUUACAACUUUCAUAUCAUUCUGUUUUAGAUUAAAUUGAAAAACUUAUAGCAGAGAAGAGAAAGAAAACCAAAUCAGCCUUCCAGAAUCUCGAAUACAACAACAUUAACAAUGAUAAUAAUAAUAAUAACCAAAUGAAGAUGAUCGUGUAAAGAAAACCCAUGAGAGCAAAAAAAAAUUGUGAGAAAAUAAAAUAUUAGCUCAAUGUUGGAGGGAUAUAUAUGUGUCAAUAAUUGAAAUAGACCUUGACAGAAAAACUUACUCCUGAUCUGGACAGAGAGAAUCCAGAAAAAAUCAACAGAAAAAAAACAAAACCAUUAUUUGUUGCACACAUACGUUUAUUUUGUUCGUAUAUUAAGCGAUGGAUUAAAAAUUGUUCGGUUUGCUUUGAAACUAACUGUAUUAUAAGAUAUGCCAACACAUUGUUAUUUAAUUUUUUUGUCACAGCUGAUGCUCCCAGAAAGAAAAUCAAACAAGAGGUACACAUAAGAAUCUAACAUCAUGUAUGAAUGAAAUCCUGCUUGUCAGCCUCAAGGUUUGACCUCAGGAACGUUCUGUUAAAAGAGUUUUAUCUGGGUUCAAGACACUUGUUGCAGAAAUGAAACCUCAUGCAGUGACACUUAGUGACGUCAAGCAGCAGAUUGAACGGAUAAUUUCACUGACAUCUAAAUGAAUGUAUUACAAGUGCAAUCUGUGAAUAAAAGCAUUUUCUUCCA
This is a messenger RNA of Pleuronectes platessa (European plaice), 6148 nucleotides long. It is a transcript of the gene cdhr2, whose product is annotated as cadherin related family member 2. Bases 1210 to 5073 code for a protein of 1287 amino acids. The record is from RefSeq and is a predicted model, not a curated record. Gene Ontology annotation, biological process: homophilic cell-cell adhesion. The transcript has 33 exons. Gene Ontology annotation, cellular component: plasma membrane. Gene Ontology annotation, molecular function: calcium ion binding. Lineage: Eukaryota; Metazoa; Chordata; Actinopteri; Pleuronectiformes; Pleuronectidae.